CACGCGCAGAAGAAUUUCAAAAAAAGGUGGCCCACUCUCCUUUCCUUGUCCCAGUUCGAGUUAACCCAACCCAACCGUGUCAAUUCUCUCUCUACCUGACAACUAGGAACGUUUGAGCAUUUGACCUCUUACUACUUUUCUUCCCCCCCAAAGCCUCAAGCUCCAUCCCGUCACCACUACAUAACCGCAAUCUUUCUUCAACCAAAACUCUGGUACUUUCAUUACUAUUAGGGUUAAUUACUGCCAUUGACUUUUUUCUUAUUCUAUCACAGUCUUUGCCACUUAUUUUCCCCCAUCUAUUUUUUUUCCCUCUAGGAUACAAAUUUCUUCGUACGUUAAAAACUCCCAUUAAUUCGACCUUUGGCCCCGGCAGCGCGGAUCGCAGAAAAAAAAGUUUAGAACCUGGUUCGCGAUACUUUUCCCCCUGCGCAUCAACGUCAACUCCUUCCGAUACUCUACUCAUAUUCAUCAUAAUCACUCGACGAUCUACCUUCGAUGACCGCCUGUCCGCAUUCCAUGCCGUCCUCUACUUAAUCUUGGCGAACUGAAGACAUCAACUCACGCGUCUCAACGCGCUCUUUACCAUCUCGUACCCGAUUUUGUGUGCCUCGAGCUGACUUAAUACUCUUACCUCUUAUACAGAGCCGCCAUCAUGUCGACCUUUGGCGGGUUCGGCAGUGGUAGUGGCGGCUUCGGCAGCAACGCCAACAGCACCCCAGGUGGUGGGUUUGGUGGUUUCGGCGCCAACAAUAACACUCCAAGCAAUACCGGCUUCGGCGCGAACAAUAAUACCGGUGGCUUCGGUACUUCCAGCAACACUGGAGGCGGCCUGUUCGGCUCUGGGAACACGUCUGGCUUCGGUGGAAACACCGGUGCCUUCGGGUCAACGAGCAACACGGGCGGAUUUGGUGCUGCAAAACCAGCCUUCGGGGGCACAACGACGAGUGGUGGCUUGUUCGGCGGCUCUACCACUACGACCUCAGGCGGUUUUGGUGGUGGCUUCGGAGCUACGAAUAACGCAUCGACCUCGAGCCCUUUUGGUGGUGGUGCCGGUGGUGCCAGUAGUACAUCUAUGUUUGGUAGCAGCAAUGCUAAUAAGCCGGCUUUCGGAGCAUCAAACACCGGCACGACCGGUGGCGGGCUCUUUGGAUCUGGGUCCACCACCAACGCCGGCACAUCGGCAGGUUUUGGAAGUGCAUUCGGUGCUGGAUCGAGCGCCCCUGCCAGCACGGCUUUAGGGCCAGUUGGCGAUCCUCCCGGUACCGCUAAUAUUACCAACUUCCAGCCCCUUGUCGAAAAGGAAAGCCCUACGAGCUCUGCGCAGAAUUCUUUCCAGAACAUUCUAUUUCUAGAUCCGUACAAGAAGUGGUCCUCUGAAGAGUUGAGACUUGCCGACUAUGUAGCUGGUCGCCGCUUCGGUGGUACAUCUGGUGCUGGAACGUUUGGCGUUGGUUCUAGUUUCGGCGGAUUUGGCUCAAACAAUCAGCCAUCCAACGCAUUUGGCGCUUCCAAUACCACGACGAACACCACCGGUGGCCUAUUCGGUAGCACUCCUGCAACUUCUAGUGCCUUCGGGCAGACCAACUCCAACGCAGGUGGAUUCGGCACAGCAGGAGCUGCCGGUGGAGGUAUGUUCGGGAACAAGCCGGCGACAACUGGUGGGUUAUUCGGUACUUCCACAUCAACUCAGCCAGCCCAGCCAGCUCAAUCUGGCGGUCUGUUUGGUUCUGGAAACACCGGCUUCGGCAACACUGGAAACACCGGCACUGGUUUUGGAGCUACAAACACCAACGCAAAUACGGGAAGCUCAUUAUUCGGAAGUGCCAACAAUCAACAGAAGACAGGUUUCAGCUUCGGCAAUACGAAUAGCAGCAACACCAAUGCCACGGGCGGCUUCGGAGGCAAUACAGGUGGAUUUGGCAGCACUAAUACAGGUGGUGGCGGUGGUCUCUUCGGUGCAGCUAAUAAUACCAACCAAAACACCAGUGGCGGUAUGUUUAGUAACGCGAAUCCCCAACAGAACACUGGAGGCGUGUUUGGCGGCAGUGGUGCCGGUGCCGGCGGUUUCGGAGCUCAAAAUCAGCAACAGCAAACGGGGUCUCUGUUUAGCAAUGCCCAGCAAAAACCUGCGGGAGGGUUAUUUGGAAAUACCACCAACACUACCGGAACUGGCGGUGGUCUGUUUGGCGGCUCGACAAGUACCCCUAGCGGCUUUGGCCAAGCACCUAAUAACCAGGCAGGGGGUCUUUUUGGCAGCAAACCCGCUACCGGUACUGGAAUGUUUGGCAACGCCGGUACACCUCAAAACAACAAUACUGGUGGCGGGGUGUUUGGAGGGCUGAACCAGAAUAACCAGAAUCAGCAGCAACAGCCACAACAAAAUGGUGGCAUGUUCGGCUCCCUUGGUCAAAACCAGCAAAAGUCUUCUUUAUUUGGGAGCACCAAUCAAGCCCCUAGCGGUGGUCUUUUUGGGAGCCAGAAUAAUCAACAACAGGGAUCGUCAUUCUUUGGAUCUUCAACCGCGCAGCAGCAACCCCAGAAUAACACGAUGGGAAGCUCCUUGUUUGGAAGCUCACAAGCAAACCAGUCCAGUCCAUCAUUAACUGCGAGCAUUAACGACCCAACUGCAUAUGGAUCUCUGUUCGCCAACCUCGGGAGCAAUGAGGUUGCCGACCCAGGUCCUCUUGCUACCCCCUCAAACAGGAAACAGUCUAGGCGGCCUUCCAUCCUCCCGCUUUAUAAGUUGAACCCAGCGUCAGCUUCUCGAUUCGUAACACCCCAGAAGCGUGGAUUCGGCUUCUCCUACAGCACUUACGGAACUCCGAAUAGCCCUUCGAGCGCCUCAAGCACCCCGGGCGCCUUGUCGCAGAGCUUACUGAAUGGCAGUCUGUCUCGCAGCACUGGUAGUUCACUUGCUAAGAGUGUUUCCACAAGCAAUCUGCGACGUAAUUUCAAUAUCGAAGACAGCCUCUUAGCACCCGGUGCAUUUUCCGCCAGCUCAGGGCCUCGAUUUUACGGGAACAAUGGUGUCAAGAAACUUGUCAUUAACAAGGAUUUACGGAGUGACUUGUUCUCCAGUCCCAGCAAAGACAGGCCUUCUCCUGAGACACCGAAUAGUUCUCGAAAGCUGACGAAGCGUGUCAGCUUUGAUACGACCAACGUUGAGACAAUCGAGGACGGGGAAACAGCGAACGGCUCGGUUAACUCUACACCCACUGCAGAGCAACUUGGCUACGUUCGACCCAAGGCUAGUACUAAUGGAAUCAACGGCUCUAAAUCAAGUUCAAACCCCGAGAUGGAACAAGUGAAGGGCAAUGAACUGGCCGUUGUACAUGAAGAGGAAAUCGGCUCACCACCGCCCCGAAUCUCGUCGGCUGCCCCCACGGACGGCGAAGCUGGCGACUAUUGGAUGUCUCCAACUAAGGAGGAGAUCCAAAACAUGAACCGCGUCCAGCGCCAGAAAGUAUCUGACUUUACUGUCGGGCGUGAGAGCGUCGGCUACGUCAAAUUCAAGGUACCAGUUGACUUGAACUCAGUCGACAUUGACAACAUAUUCCACAAUAUCGUUAUUCUGGAACCUCGAAGCGCAACUGUUUACCCCAAUGCCGCUAAAAAGCCUCCAGUUGGUAAGGGAUUAAAUGUGCCUGCCGUAAUCAGUCUCGAAAAUUCAUGGCCUCGUGCCUCGCGUAAGGGAAAGUCGAUCUCGGUUACUAAGCACGUCGAGCGUCUCAAACGGAUCCCAGACACCAAACUCGAGAAUUACAAUGCGGAAACCGGCGAGUGGACUUUCUCCGUUGAACAUUUCACCACUUACGGUCUUGAAGAGUCUGAUGAUGAAGACGUUAAGCCUGCACCCUCCCAAGGCCCAUCAACUCACACGUCAAACCAGAAAGAAUCAAGGUCUCCAUCGGCUGACUCGCGCGAUGCUGCCUCUGACGCUAGUGGUGCUUUUGAGGGCAGACGAAGUUAUGCAGUGCUUCCAGGGGCCUUUGAUCACGAGGAUGACUCUUACCCUAGCAACGAAGCAGAGAUGGCAGAGGCUACUCAAUCUCGACCGUCUUUUUUAGCUAGUCGCUCCGCGGGUUCGCCGUCCAAUGCGCUUGUCCCUAUGGACCAAGAUGACACGGACGAUGAAUAUGCGAUGUCUGAGGCACAUGAAGAUGCGAGUGCUUCCCUCGGACGCCAUCCCGCCGCGGAGCCAGAAGAUAACUCGUUUGAUGGGUCACAAGUUGAUGCUGUACAGGAAACCCCUGCUGGUAUUAUGAGAGCACGAAUGCGCGCAAUCAAGGGCUCGUCAACACCAAUGAAAGUUCAAGUCGCAUCCGGAGAUGAUUGGAUGGAUAUGCUUAGCAAGACUAUCAGUCCUCAGAAACGGGAUCGCGCACUUCUGAGAACUAUGAAUGAGGCUGACAAUUACCGUUCGACAAACGAAUCUCGCGGUAAAUCUCCCACGAAGAAACAGAUCGUGUCGGAUAGUCGGGGUUUUGCAACAAGCAUUGAUCUGAUGAAUUCAUUAUUUGAAAAGGCCCGAACCCCUGUUGAGAAUCUCCAAGCUUCAGUUCGGCCAAAGGGCGUCAAGUGGCCAUACAAGCGACUUACAAAGCAUCUUGAUGAUAGUGAGAUGGAUGAAAAGGAUCGGGUAUGGCACGAUACGAUGCGGCCUACCUGGGGUCCAAACGGUACCCUUGUAUUCUCUGCUACCCCAAGCAAUACAGCAUUCGGCAGGUCAGGUCGUCUUUCCGAGAAGAAUGGGUUAAUGACCGUAAUGAAAGGUGGCAUUGUGUCAGAGUCUCAGGAUAUUCGGAUCGCCAAAUUCACCAAUGAGAUGUCGGCCAGGGCUAUUGAUUCACAUAUCAAGUUAGCACAAAUUCAACUUAUUGAUAAUGUUCCAGUCGUUAGGUUAAACCCAAGGACUACCUUGAAGGAUUUCUCUGCUGGGAGCGGUAGCAGAAACUCGGCCGAAGAACACGAAAGACUUGUUUGGGAACUUGCUAGCGUACUGUUCGACAACUUGAAAGUCCCUGCAGAUUUGCAAAACGACCGCAAUGCCUUGGAGAAGCUACGUCGAGAGAACCUAUCUCGAUUCUGGGAGCGCAUGGUGGAGGAUCAGACUAACAAGACAGCUGCGAUGGCAGGCUCAAGCGAGGAAAAGGCAUUGGCUGCUUUAUCUGGUCAUCGAGUCGCUGAAGCUUGCAAGCAUCUUCUUGAUGGCAAAAAUUUCCGCCUGGCCACCUUAGUAUCGCUCAUCGGCUCUAAUGAUGCGGUCAAGAAGGAUAUACGAGAGCAGAUGAAGGAAUGGCAGGAGGCCAAUGUUCUCUCUGAAUUUUCACAGCCGAUUCGCGCACUCUACGAAAUGCUGAGCGGAAAUGUUUGCGCCUCUGAGGGGACCAAAGGAGCACUAGAGAAUCGCACCGAAUCAUUCCUCAUUUCUAAGAGGUUUGGCCUCAACUGGCAGCAGGCUUUUGGUCUGAGGCUAUGGUAUGCAAUCUCUACAGAAGAUAGCAUUGCGGAUGCGGUCGAGAAGUACAAAGAAGAUGUCGAGCAAGAUAAAGAGCUUCCACCUACCACCUGGUUCAUCGAGCACGGCAUCAAGGGCAUCUGGAACGAUCCACAUAGAAACCAGCGAGAAGACCUAAUUUGGGGGUUAUUACGGUUAUACUCUAACCACCAGGUCGAUCUCGAAGCCAUACUGCGUCCCGAAAACUCGCAGCUCUCUCCCCUUGAUUACCGGUUGUGCUGGCAGUUGGGCCAAGCUUUGACUUUUACUGGACGCGCCUCUUUCGGGAAAAACGCCACCGAAAAGACUGAUGCUACUACUAUCUCUCUUGCAGCACAGUUAACGAACGAAGGUAGUUGGCUCGAGGCAGUUUUCGUUCUUCUACACCUUACCAAUCCCGACGCCCGAAGCAAAGCUAUCCAAGAUCAUCUUUGCAGGCAUGCCGGUCUGAUUGGGAACGAAGACUCGAGCAGCUUCAAAAGACUCACGAUAGACUUCAAAAUUCCUAGACAGUGGAUAUGGCAUGCCAAAGCCUUAUUCAUGCGGAGUGUUAAGAAGGAUCCGAGUGCCGAGGUUCAGUGUUUGCUUCGUGCAGAGUCGUGGAUUGAUGCUCACCGCACUUUCAUCAAAGAAGUCGCCCCAAUUACCAUUAUUGAACGCGAUUUCGACGCUCUAGCCAACCUAUUACAACAGUUCGAGGGUCAUCAUGCUCAAGUCAGUCAUUGGAACGUUGGCGGUGAAGUUUACAAGGCGUUCCUACAAUUCUUGGGCUGUCAGCGACGGUCCGAGCAACCACCCCUUAAUAUAGUCAAUGCUCUACUCGAAGGGUUACCAGCGAUGUAUGGCAACACUCCGCAAUCCAGUGUCAUUGAGUACGCUGCCUUGACGGAUAUGGCAGCAGCAGUGGCGAAGGUGGUAGCCAGUUUGGCUAAGGCAGGAGAGAUGGAACACGAACGCAUCUUACAUCUUCCCUUGACGGAAGAUGUCCUAUUGAGACACACACGAGAUCUUGCUUGGUCGCACUAUUCGGCAGUGGUGACCGGUCAUUGAAAUGACUGAGCAGGUCACUGAGGAAGGAAUGUAGCAAAGGUGUUAAGAUUAAACGCAGGGGUAUUAGGCAAAGAAUACUUUGACGAUCGUUUUUCUAUGAGAGACAUGGUUCCUACGAAAAAUAUAGUUCCUAUAGUAGAUAGUUGCUCUUCAUCGCUAGUUGUCUGCAGGACUUUCGUCCGAAGGGAACGGUUGGGGGAUCAGAAAGAAUACCAAUCCAUGGUCGAGAACUACGAUGUACGAAUCGAUUAGCGUCGUAUAGGCGACGAUGCAGAAAGGACGGUGCAGACGGAACUUUGCAUUCAUGUAGCAUAAUAAAGUAGGUAGCAUAAAAUUGCUAAGACUCGGG
This is a messenger RNA of Hypoxylon fragiforme, 6896 nucleotides long. RefSeq names its product nuclear protein 96-domain-containing protein. Gene Ontology annotation, molecular function: structural constituent of nuclear pore. The transcript is spliced from 6 exons. Gene Ontology annotation, cellular component: nuclear pore; nuclear pore cytoplasmic filaments. Gene Ontology annotation, biological process: RNA export from nucleus; post-transcriptional tethering of RNA polymerase II gene DNA at nuclear periphery; protein import into nucleus. The record is from RefSeq and is a predicted model, not a curated record. Bases 653 to 6547 code for a protein of 1964 amino acids. NCBI's taxonomy places the organism in Eukaryota, Fungi, Ascomycota, Sordariomycetes, Xylariales, Hypoxylaceae.